Messenger RNA from Colletotrichum scovillei, 3562 nucleotides. Its product is annotated as patatin-like phospholipase. NCBI's taxonomy places the organism in Eukaryota, Fungi, Ascomycota, Sordariomycetes, Glomerellales, Glomerellaceae. The record is from RefSeq and is a predicted model, not a curated record. Bases 726 to 3212 code for a protein of 828 amino acids. Gene Ontology annotation, molecular function: triacylglycerol lipase activity. Gene Ontology annotation, biological process: lipid metabolic process. The transcript is spliced from 2 exons.
GGAGGUCGUUGGCCCCUGCCACAUCUCACGGUUCAGUAGCCGACUUGGGUUGGGUGGUAUCAGUGGGUGGCCAACAGUCCCCAGUGCUCCCUACCUACCUACCUUACCUUACCUCAAGGUACCUCGUACUCCGUACACAGCAAAGGUGCCAGGCGCCCCGAGGUCCCCAACGAAAUCCAAUUCGAGCUUACUGCCGACGUCAUCCGACCCGUGGCAUCACGGGCGCGCAUUCCCUAGGGAGGUCUGCGCAUCUCGAGAGCAACCUGGGAACCGGGUGCCAGAAAGUGGUAGUCUCCCCUGGCCGAGAGUGACAGACCAGACCACCACCCCGAGGCAUCUCUACUUCCCUCCCCAACAAAUGCACCAAAAUCACCCGUCCAUCUGCAGAUUGCCUUAGCCACAUUCUACCUUAUCCGACGCUUACAUUCUCACGCAACUCUUCACGCAACCACAGCACGCUACACGUACUGCGGCGCAUUCACGUACUACCUCGAGGUACCUUGCCGUACCUUACACACCUGCCGCCACUGGAGCUUCCUCUUCAUUUCGGAGACCAAAUUCACCCCUUCCUCUCCAGGCUCGUCAGCAUUCAGCAUCGUGUCUCUCUCCCACGCAUCGUUUCCCUGAGUAGCUUCACACGUCGACUGCCUUACAACUACUCCUCUCCCUCCUGGUGUGUCGCCAUAUCAUGCGCCUAGACCCGUCAGACGACGCAGCCCGCAGACAUGGCUGAGCACCACCAACCCAGAGUUUCGUUUGGCUCCGCGCCGAGCGGCGGCGGCAGCAACACAGACAUUUACGGCUUCCCGCCCGAAAACUUCAGCACCGACGGCCUUCCCGAGUUCGACACCAAGUUCCUCAGCGACGCCGACCUCGCCGCCUUCAUACAGGCCCUCCAGGCCCCCGACCCCUUGCAGUCGCCCGACGAAACCACGUCUCUCCGGUCCCCCGGCCUCAGGAGUCAGAGCUCGCUCGACGUCACGAAGCGGGGGUCUGUGUACGAAGAUGACAGGGAGGAUCCGUCGGCCGUCGCCGCGGCGGCGGCUGCUGCUGCCGGCGACGUCACGGCUCCCGGCCCGGGGAUGUUGAAUCACACCUAUACCAAUGGCGGCGGCGUUUACAACAACGGCUCAGCGACACAGUCCAACAUGUUCAUCACGGCGCAGAACGACUGGGCGCCCGUCAACCAAAAGAUAUCAAAGAGGGGGUCUCGCCGGAGGAGGAACCGGGCCAAGGGAGCCGCCGAGGCGCUCCUGGGCACCAGGACGAAAGACGAGACGCGGGAGGGUAUUUUCUAUGCGCUCCUCAAGUGGCCGAUGCUCUUCUUCGUCGGCGCCUGGCUCGCGGGUCUCGCGCUCACGUACCUGUACACGCGGCUGUACAUCUGGGUGUACGAGCACUUUGUGACCUGGCGCGGUACGCGGGAGAGGCUAAGGCGGAGCAUGCGCCGGACGAACAACUACCGCGAUUGGGUCGUCGCGGCCAAGGAGCUCGACAGCUACCUCGACAGGCAGCGGUGGAAGGAGGAGAACGAUUUCGCGUACUACGACUCCAAGACGGUCAAGAGGGUGUGGGACCAGAUGCGCAAGUGUAGGCAGAAGGCCGAGGCGGCGGAGAACGGGGAGACGGAUGAUGAGGGAGCGCAGGCGGAUCCUAAGGCGUCAGGGAAGCCUGCUGUUGAGGAGCUUCAUGCGCUGCUGUCGGCGUGUGUGAAGAGCAACUUUGUUGGCGUUGAGAAUCCUAGGCUGUAUAGCCAGACGUAUUAUGGCACCAAGAACCUGGUGCAGAACUUUAUCGACGAAGUCGAGAGAAGCAUCAAGUUCAUCCUGAGCACGAAGCAGCUGUCCAUGGAGGAGAAGCGUUCCAUCUUCAAGGGCAUGCACGCAAACUACGGACGGACGGCCCUCUGCCUCUCGGGCGGCGCGUCCUUUGCCUACUACCACUUUGGUGUCAUCAAGGCCCUCCUCGAAGCGGACCUGCUCCCGGACGUCAUCACCGGCACCAGCGGCGGCGCCCUGGUCGCGGCCCUCGUGGCCACCCGGACAGACGACGAGCUGAGGCAGCUCCUCGUACCCGCACUCGCGCACCGCAUCACCGCCUGCCGCGAGACGUUCUGGACCUGGAUCCCGCGGUGGUGGAGGACGGGCGCCCGCUUCGACUCGGUCGACUGGGCGAAGCAGUGCAGUUGGUGGACGAGAGGGUCCAUGACCUUCCGGGAGGCGUACGAGCGCACCGGCCGCAUCCUCAACGUCUCGUGCGUGCCCGCCGACCCGCACUCGCCCACCAUCCUCUGCAACUACCUCACCAGCCCGGACUGCGUCAUCUGGUCCGCCGUGCUGGCGUCCGCCGCCGUCCCGGGCAUUCUGAAUCCUGUCGUGCUGAUGAUGAAGCAGCGCGACGGCACGUUGGUCCCGUACUCGUUCGGCCACAAGUGGAAGGACGGCAGCCUCCGGACCGAUAUCCCCAUUAAAGCCCUCAACCUGCACUUCAACGUCAACUUUACGAUUGUCAGCCAGGUCAACCCGCACAUCAACCUCUUCUUCUUCUCCUCCCGCGGCUCCGUGGGUCACCCGGUCACGCACCGCAAGGGUAAAGGCUGGCGCGGCGGGUACGUCAUGUCGGCCGUAGAACAUUACCUCAAGCUCGACAUGACGAAGUGGCUCAAGUUCAUCCGCCACGCCGAGCUCCUCCCCCGACCUCUGGGCCAGGACUGGUCGCAGCUGUUCUUGCAGACGUUCAGCGGCACAAUCACCAUCUGGCCCAAGACUGUCCCUUCGGAUUUCGUGCAUAUCCUCUCGGACCCGGACCCGCCGCGGCUGGCGCGCAUGAUUCACGAGGGUCAGCAGCGCGGGUACCCCAUUCUGAAGUUUGUCGGGAAUAGACUCAAGAUUGAGAGGUUGAUUGAGCAAGGGCGUAGGGAGACGAGGCCUUGGAUCCGUAGGGGCAGCAUCGAGACGAUUCUCAGCGAGGACGAUUUGCGGAGUCUGCUUAUUUCGGGGAAUACGGAUCUCGAGGAUGAGACUACCGACGCUGAGGGGGAGACGUUGUUGGAGAAUGAGGAUGAUAAUGAGCAGGCUAUUAUUGAUGACGAGGAUGGAGAGGGGGAGUAUGAAGAGGAAUAUGAAGAGGAUUACAAGGAGGAGUAUGAGGAUGAGGACGGGGAGGGUGAGGGUGAGGGUGAAGAGUAUAGGGGUGAGGGGAAGAUGGAUUAGGGGGUGGGGUUCUGGUGAACUAGACUGGAACAGCAUCGAAUAAAGAGAGCAUGGCAUGGGUAAGAGUGAGAAUCUGGUGGUGUUUACAUACUAGUUAAAAGAGAGGCUCUUUCCCAUCAAAAGACCUCGAGGAGGGGGGGGGGGGGUGUGUUAGAAAGUGUAGCAUAGCUUGGGCGUUGAUGGUAAAUCCUGAUCCUGACGGAAAUUACAUCCUCUUUUUGGUUCUUAUAGAUAUCGCUCACAACCUUGAGUUUGCUGAUGACCGUAGUAUAAACCAUCUUCAUAGCUCUCAUGUCACUUAAGGAGGGGUUGACCUAACAGACUAGAAUCCUUCCAGUUGUCCGCCCACG